GUUUUUUACUUUUUUUAGUCUGCUUGUUAUGCUGGUGCACCCAUUAGCCGUGGCUGAAUGAAGACUCUGAUGAAAGAAGGUUGUAACAACAAGUGGUUAUGCACAAGUUGGACUCAAAAGUUCUGGCCUUUUCUCACAACCCAUGUCUCCCUUUCAAGCUUAUGCGAUUUCUCAGUUCAAUACAAACCACAGUUGCUGAUUCUUACCAAUCUACGUUCCAUUCCAAUCAGCUACUUAAUGGGCUAUCAAAAUCUGGAAGAAUCGACGAUGCCCGGAAACUGUUUGACAAAAUGCCUCAAAGGGAUGAGUACUCUUGGAACACCUUGAUAUCUGGUUAUGCUAAUGUGGGAAGAUUGGUUGAAGCUAGAGAGCUUUUUGAUGGGUUUGAUAAUAGGGGUUCUAUCACAUGGUCCUCACUCAUAUCUGGGUAUUGUAGAUUUGGGAGUGAAGCUGAAGCUUUUGACUUGUUUAGGAGGAUGAGGUUGGAGGGUCAGAAACCCAGCCAGUUCACUUUAGGAAGUGUUCUGAGGAAGUGUUCAGCAUUGGGUUUGAUCCAAAAUGGGGAAAUGGUUCAUGGGUAUGUGGUAAAGAAUGGAUUUGAAUCCAAUGUGUUUGUUGUCACUGGCCUUGUUGACAUGUAUGCAAAGUGCAAGCACGUUUCGGAAGCUGAGAUUCUCUUUAAGGGGUUGGACUUUGAUAAGAAAAAUCAUGUCCUGUGGACUGCCAUGGUUACUGGUUAUGCUCAAAAUGGCGAUAGUCAUAAGGCAAUUGAGUUUUUUCGUUAUAUGCGCGCGGAAGGGGUUGAGUCCAAUCAGUUUACUUUUCCUACCAUAUUGACAGCAUGUUCUGCUGUUUCAUCUAAUUGUUUUGGACAACAGGUGCAUGGUUGCAUUCUACGGAGUGGUUUUGGAUGCAAUGUAUAUGUUCAGAGUGCGUUGGUUGAUAUGUAUGCAAAAUGUGGAGAUUUAGGUAGUGCAAAAAGGGUAUUAGAAACUAUGGAGGAUGAAGAUGUUGUUUCGUGGAACUCUCUGAUAGUUGGGUGUGUGAGACACGGAUUUCAAGAGGAAGCUCUGCUCUUGUUUAAAAAUAUGCAUGCAAGAAAUAUGAAGAUUGAUGAUUAUACAUUCCCAUCUGUCCUGAACAGUUGCAUAGUGGGUAGUAUCGAUGCAAAAUCUGUUCACAGUUUGAUAAUUAAAACUGGAUUUGAGAACUAUAAGCUUGUUAGCAAUGCUCUUGUUGACAUAUAUGCCAAGAUUGGGGAGUUGAACUGUGCAUAUGCAGUGUUUGAAAAGAUGCUUGAGAAAGACGUGAUCUCAUGGACUUCCCUUGUAACUGGCUAUGCACAAAAUGGCUCCCAUGAAGAAUCCCUGAAGAUUUUUUGUGACAUGAGAGUUGCAGGGGUAAGUCCGGACCAAUUUGUUGUUGCAAGUGUUUUGAGUGCCUGUGCAGAACUAACUGUUUUAGAAUUUGGUAAACAAGUGCAUUCAGACUUUACUAAAUCAGGCCUUAGAUCAUCACUGUCGGUGGAUAACUCUCUUGUAUCCAUGUAUGCAAAAUGUGGAUGCUUGGAUGAUGCUGAUACCAUUUUUGUUUCGAUGCAAGUUCGGGAUGUAAUCACUUGGACAGCUCUUAUUGUUGGUUAUGCACAGAAUGGUAAGGGAAGAGACUCCUUGAGAUUUUAUGAUGCUAUGGUUUCAAGUGGCACAAAACCAGAUUUUAUCACAUUUAUAGGAUUGUUAUUUGCUUGUAGCCAUGCUGGUCUGGUGGACGAUGGUCGCUUGUAUUUUCAACAGAUGAAUGAUAUUUAUGGAAUAAAACCUGGCCCUGAACACUACGCAUGCAUGAUUGAUCUUUUCGGACGCUCAGGGAAGCUGGACGAGGCGAAAGAAUUACUUAACCAAAUGGAUGUAAAACCAGAUGGAACUGUAUGGAAGGCACUCCUUGCUGCUUGUAGAGUGCAUGGAAACUUAGAGCUGGGAGAGAGGGCAGCUACAAAUCUUUUUGAGCUGGAGCCGAUGAAUGCUAUGCCUUAUGUUAUGUUGUCUAACAUGUAUUCUGCAGCUCAUCAAUGGGACGAUGCUGCGAAAAUUCGACAGUUGAUGAAGUCGAAAGGAAUAGUUAAGGAGCCUGGAUGCAGUUGGAUUGAGAUGAAUAGCAGAGUGCAUACCUUCAUUUCUGAAGAUAGAGGACAUCCAAGGGAAGUUGAGAUCUAUGCCAAGAUUGAUGAAAUUAUGAUAAGGAUUAAGGAGGCUGGUUAUGUUCCAGAUAUGGGUUUUUCUUUGCAUGAUUUGGAUAGAGAAGGAAAGGAGGCUGGUCUUGCCUAUCAUAGUGAGAAACUGGCUGUUGCUUUUGGACUACUUGCUUCUCCACCAGGUGCACCAAUUCGGAUAUUUAAGAAUCUUCGAGUUUGUGGAGAUUGUCAUUCUGCUAUGAAAUAUAUUUCAAAAGUUUUUACUAGGCAUAUCAUAUUGAGGGAUUCAAAUUGUUUUCAUCAUUUUAGAGAAGGGGAAUGUUCUUGUGGUGAUUACUGGUAGGAUUUUUUUAAUCUUAAUAUUAGUUCCCCAUCCAAUUUCAAGGGGGAACUGAUACAUGUGAUGUGACUAUUAUUCCAAGCUUUUGGAACUUUGUUACACAAAA
This is a messenger RNA of Lotus japonicus, 2637 nucleotides long. Its product is annotated as pentatricopeptide repeat-containing protein At2g03880, mitochondrial. Lineage: Eukaryota; Viridiplantae; Streptophyta; Magnoliopsida; Fabales; Fabaceae. Gene Ontology annotation, molecular function: protein binding; RNA binding; zinc ion binding. The transcript has a single exon. Gene Ontology annotation, biological process: RNA modification. The record is from RefSeq and is a predicted model, not a curated record. The coding region runs from base 99 to 2534 and encodes 811 amino acids.